This is a messenger RNA of Fusarium verticillioides 7600, 1563 nucleotides long. RefSeq lists its product as hypothetical. The transcript has a single exon. NCBI's taxonomy places the organism in Eukaryota, Fungi, Ascomycota, Sordariomycetes, Hypocreales, Nectriaceae. The coding region runs from base 1 to 1563 and encodes 520 amino acids. The record is from RefSeq and is a predicted model, not a curated record.
AUGUCCGAUUCAUGGAUCGAACCAGCGGGCCCUCUACAGCCAUCCAUCGUGAAGUGCUCAGCCCUUGACAACCUCACUGCUUCAGUGUAUCCUUCACCUACACACUUCUUUCCUCUACGACCGGGAACAGACCCUCGGCAGCUCUACGAAGACUGCAAACAAGGCCUCUCUCGAUGUAUCUACGAGCAUCCGCACCUCGCAGGCAUUAUCAGAAAGGAAGAAACUGGACGUUACGCCCUUGAGAUUCGAGAUGCACCGCAUGCUGGCACAAACUUCUGGUAUCGAGAUCAUCGCCGGGAUUCAGAUGUACCUUCUUACAACGAGCUCAAGAUUAAUGGGUGGCCCUUUGGCGAUGGCGAAGAAGAUGGUCUUGGCAAGCUCCGACCAGAGGACUUUCCCUGCGUCCACGAUGGCGACCCUGUAAUCGCACCUCAGUUUAAUGUCCUGAAGGGCGGUAUUGUCUUGACCAUGUCGAUUACGCACGUGAUAGGUGACCUGGUCCAGUUUAUGGACUUUCUCAGGUCUUGGUCACAGAAUACGAGUGCGAUAGCAACUGCUAGACUCAAUGGUCAGCCUGUACCUCCACUCCCGCAGCAAAUAUCGGCGGCCCUGAUAGAUCGCUCCCUCUUGACACCUGACGUGGGUAUAGAGGAGGAUCUUGACAAGCUCGCAGCCCGUGCGAGGAAGCUUCACCAUCUCGACAUGCUUGACCCUCGAUCUCCAGAACAAGUUGCGGACAAAGUGUCAAACCUCUUCACAAAAGCACGUCUGACAAAUGACGAUCUAGUGAGGUUUACAGAAGAUGAACUUCGCACUCUGUCUUGUUCUGUCUGGACCUUUUCACAGUCUUCAAUAAAGCAGCUUCAGCGCAUGAUCCAAGAGGUCUUGCCCAACGGCUCAAAAGUGUCGUCCACAGAUUGCUUGACCUCUUUCGCAUGGAACCGACUCUUUGGCGCCAAAUAUGCUCCAGGAUUAUCAGGCCGUGAUCCUCUACCCGAGACUAGCAAGAUUGUCUUUGCUGGGAGCAUUCGUCGCCGGUUGACGCCUCCUCUACCCAACAACUACAUGCCUGCCUGCGUGGAUUUGUUUCCAGUGUCUGUGAGCACCAGCGACUUCAUCUCACCUGACACCAAAACUCUGGCUCAUGCAGCAAUGGCAAUUCGCCACAGCAAUAAUGCUUGGAGCGAGGAAACCUUUCGAGAGAUGCUCGGGAUAGCCCAUUCACAUCCUGUCAACCCGGGCCUGAUACCUAAAGGACCCAUCGAUGCACUUGUGACGGACCAUACACGAGCAAGUGCAGCUAUGCUGUCAAGUUGGGGCCCCGAGCUUGGUUCUUGUGAGGCCUUUAGAGAGCCGUAUCUUGGUAGAAUCCCUCCUCAUGGGGAGAUCACUCUCUUACCCCGAUGGAAUAAUGGGAAUGUGGAGGUAAUGUUUGCUGGAGAGGCUAUUGUGAUGGAGCGGUUGAGAAGAGAUCGGCUUAUGAGUCAGAUGGCCACUUGUCAGUUUGUCAUGGGUGAUCCUAGGUUUCAGGCGACUCGUGGGAAAUAUGUCUCAAAGCUAUAG